Helicoverpa armigera (cotton bollworm) is the source of this 2142-nucleotide messenger RNA. Its product is annotated as pickpocket protein 28. Gene Ontology annotation, molecular function: ligand-gated sodium channel activity. The coding region runs from base 77 to 1900 and encodes 607 amino acids. Gene Ontology annotation, biological process: sodium ion transmembrane transport. The record is from RefSeq and is a predicted model, not a curated record. Lineage: Eukaryota; Metazoa; Arthropoda; Insecta; Lepidoptera; Noctuidae. The transcript is spliced from 14 exons. Gene Ontology annotation, cellular component: plasma membrane.
CCAGUUCAUUCGGUCUGCUUUUAGAAAGAGCAACAUAUUUUUUUAAUGGAGAAGUGAGAAUUAGUACUUAACUAAAAUGCCCGCAUUAAGAUUAAACAGAGAGUUAUGGAAACUCGAAAAUAGUGACCAGGAUUUUGAAAUGAAGAUCAACGCAUCGCGGCCGCUGACUAAUUUUAGCAGGUCGGAAAGUUUCGGGAAGACCCCCGAUGUGGUUGAAAAGGAAAUGCCACCAGAAAAACCCAAGAGAUGCAGGCGCAGCAUAAUCAAAGAUUACUUGGUUGAUUACACGGCUAACUCUAAUCUUCAUGGACUGAAAUACAUCGGAGAGAAAGAAAGAACCUUCGUGGAAAAAAUAUUCUGGCUCUUCAUGUUUACAUGCUGUGUGAUACUUUGCGCCGGAUUAAUUAGAAAAGUCUACAUAAAGUGGAAUGAAAGUCCAGUGAUCGUGAGCUUUGCUGAAAACCCGACUCCCGUUUGGCAGAUUCCCUAUCCAGCAGUGACAGUCUGUUUCGAAACUAAAGCAAUGCAGAGGAAAUUUAAUUUUACAGAUUACUACCAUUUAUAUUUGUCAGACAAGGAUAAUCUGACGUUAGAAGAACAGCAUUUGUUUGAAGAUAUUUCAAUGGUCUGCGAUGAUCAUCUUGCUCCCGCGAAUGGCCGAAAAUUUUCCGAUGGAGCAGAAACAGUGGACAAUAUACGAGAGGUAUCGCCAAAUCUGACAGAAGUUUUCUUCGGCUGUAAAUGGAAAGAUAUACCAAGUGUGAAUUGUUCUGACUUAUUCUCACCCAUAUUGACUGAAGAAGGGCUUUGUUACACAUUCAAUACCUUGGGCGCUGAAGAAAUGUUUAGAGUUGAGAACUUGCAUCAGAAUUACCCCUAUCUGGAACAUGAUAAGGUAGCAGAGUCAUGGAGUCUGGAGGAAGGAUACUCGGCUGACACACCAAUAGAAACCUAUCCCCAUAGAGGCGCUGGAUAUGGAGUUAAAUCAGGCCUAACUUUCUUACUGAAGGCCAAUAAAAUUGAUUUGGAUUACCUCUGCAGAGGUCCAGUACAAGGCUUCAAGAUACUGUUGCACAAUCCGGCAGAGUUGCCGAGGCUUUCACAACAGUACUUCCGAUCGCCUCUAUCGCAAGAGGUAGUCGUUGCGGUGAAACCUAAAAUGAUGACCACUUCCUCAGGCCUUAAACCUUACGAGCCUACCAGGCGACAAUGCUAUUUUCCAACGGAGCGCUAUCUUCAAUACUUCAAGGUGUAUACUCAGUCAAACUGUGAGAUGGAGUGUUUAUCCAACUUCACUUAUACGCGAUGUGGAUGCGUGCACUUUGGGAUGCCUUAUGGGCCAAACAUGGAAGUCUGCAAUGCAGCCAGCCGAGAAUGUAUAAAAGAAGCUCAGAUGGAGCUGGUGACUAUAGAAAUCCAGUCUGGACUCGACAGUCGCAAACAAAAUGAAACUGAUACACUCGGCCAAGCCCGAGCUGUGUCUUCUAGGUGUCGAUGCCUACCAGCGUGCACAUCCAUAGAGUAUGAGGCAGAGACGUCGCAGGCCGAUUAUGACUGGGCAGCCCUAUUUCGAGCAUUCAGAUAUUAUAACGUUUCUGAAGAAUUGGUGAAUGUGACGUACUCCCGCGUCAUGGUAUUCUUCAAGGAAGCACAGUUCAUCACUUCUCGUCGUUCAGAGCUUUACGGACAAACUGACUUCCUAGCCAACUGCGGCGGUCUACUGGGACUGUUCAUGGGCUUCUCUAUCCUCAGUGUCGCGGAAAUUAUAUAUUUCUUAACGUUAAGAUUAUGCUGUGUCCUUUGGCGUCGGCGUAACAAGAAGCGACGUAUUGAUUUCACGAAAAACGACACAGUUCCCGGCCCGAGCCCCAAUAAAGUGAUGCAUCCGUACAGCGAAUAAUGGCAAAAAAGAAAACUACGAAAAAGUGUUUAUCGAUUCUUAUUAAUAUAUGCUUUAUAACUUAAACUUACGAAAAGUGCAAUUAUUAUUGUAAUUCACGCACAUAAGUACAACUUUGCUCUCUAACUCACAGAUUUUUAAUAUUAACUGUUGCAUAGUUGCUAAGGUCAUGAUGUCGUCGUAGCAAAAUUUGAGAAUCUUAUUUUUAAAUAUCAUGUGCAAAUAAAAAAUGAAUUUACCAA